GGGCCCUUCUUUUAGCUCAGGGCCCAGAUUCAAGCACUCAAAACAAAAGAGAAGAACAAGAAGCAGCACUCACCAACAUCCCGGGAGGCCUGAAUUCAUCGUCCAUCAAGUCCAGCCAUCAGCACCCCGUUCAUAACAGAUAAAUACACGUCAGAAGGUUAAGGUUCCCCAUUCAGAGUCGGUCAAGGAUCCACCCUCCUCCUUUUCUUGUCCGUUCUCUCUUCCAUGAUCGCCACAAGCUUGCGUUGAUUAGGUCCGAGAGCCUCGGCAGUUGGCGCAAUUGCCCGACGAAUGAGAACAAGAGCAGGCGGAAAAGGAAGAGGAAGGGAGAAAGGAAGAGGAGGUAAAGGAAAGGGGACAAGAAGCUGCAGAAAGCUUCAACCCGCCCGUAGCUCAGUUGAGCUCUCAUUUCAGCCUGCAGCGCUCGAUCGGGUCCGUCCUGCGCACGUGAUGCUCGCAAAGGACGAAGUUUUGUUUUGUUUUUUUCUGGAUUGCUUGUUCAACAAGACUAUCUUUUUUCUUUCGUUUCGUAUCUUUUCUUUUUUUCUGUUUUGCUUUUGGUCGGGCUUUCUUCCUAUUCAUGUGACUAAUGGUUUCUUGGGGAAUGGGUCUUUUUUUCUUGGGUCCGCGGACGAGUCAGGUCGGAACCAGAGGUCAAAAAGGGUCGCUGAGCUGGUUUGUGUCGGAUUCAUGCGAUCGGGUCGUUAGCAAAAGCCGUGCUUGCAUCUAGCUGUCCACCUGGCCCUUGAAGUAGGCCUUGGCCAUCUCAUACGAGGUCCUGUA
Molecule: messenger RNA, 783 nt
Organism: Aspergillus welwitschiae
Lineage: Eukaryota; Fungi; Ascomycota; Eurotiomycetes; Eurotiales; Aspergillaceae
Exons: 1
Coding region: 292-708 (138 amino acids)
Source: RefSeq, a predicted model, not a curated record